Calidris pugnax (ruff) is the source of this 1885-nucleotide messenger RNA. Its product is annotated as connective tissue growth factor-like. Gene Ontology annotation, cellular component: extracellular region; extracellular matrix. The transcript is spliced from 5 exons. Bases 66 to 1121 code for a protein of 351 amino acids. Gene Ontology annotation, molecular function: heparin binding; integrin binding. The record is from RefSeq and is a predicted model, not a curated record. Gene Ontology annotation, biological process: cell adhesion; signal transduction. NCBI's taxonomy places the organism in Eukaryota, Metazoa, Chordata, Aves, Charadriiformes, Scolopacidae.
ACUCCGCAGGAGAAGGAGUGAGUCAGCCGACAGCCUGAAUCCCUUCUCCUUCCCUUUUACUCGGGAUGUCUGGCACCUUGGGGACAGUCACCUGGACCCUCUUCCUCCUCCUCCUCCUCCUUGCUCCUGGCCGGGUGGAUGCACAAGCCUGCAGGUACCCGUGCCAGUGUCCCUCCCAGCCCCUGCAGUGCCCCGCUGGCACCAGCCAUGUCUUGGAUGCCUGUGGUUGCUGCAAGGUGUGUGCCAGGCAGCUGGGCGAGCUCUGCUCCCCGCAGAAACCCUGCGAUCAUCACAAGGGGCUCUACUGCGACUUCUCCAAAGUCCACAGAGGCAGCGGGAUCUGCUUAGCUCAUGAGGGAGCGACUUGUGACCUGCUGGGCAAGAUCUACCACAACGGGGAGAGCUUCCAGCCCACCUGCAAACUGCAGUGCAUCUGCAUGGACGGGGCCAUCGGCUGCAUCCCCCUCUGCUCCGACGACGUGCGGCUGCCGUCCCCCGAGUGCCCCAACCCCCGGCGGGUGAAGUUUCGCCAUAAGUGCUGUGAAGAGUGGGUCUGUGAGGGGGGCAGUGAGGAGAACCGCUUCCAGACAGCCAUGGCGGUUUUCAGGGAGGAACCAGCACAGAAACCAGAGUUGAAUAAUCUGCAGGAGAACUGCUUGGUGCAGACCACGGAGUGGAGCGCGUGCUCCAAGAGCUGCGGCAUGGGCAUCUCCGCACGAGUGACCAACAACAACCCCCAGUGCCGCCUGGAGAAGGAGACCCGGCUCUGCAUGAUCCGACCCUGCGACUUCCCCGUGGAGAAAAGCAAGAAGGGGAAGAAGUGUGUGCGGACCCCGAAGCCCCGCCAGAGCCUGCACUUUGAGUUUUCGGGCUGCACCAGCACCCAUUCCUACCGCCCCAAGUUCUGUGGCAGCUGCACGGACGGGCGCUGCUGCACCCCCUCCCUCUCCAGCACGGCGGAGGUGGAGUUCCGCUGCCCCGAGGGGGACUUCUUCCAGAGGAAGAUGAUGUUCAUCAAGACGUGCUCCUGCCACUACGACUGCCCCCGAGACAACGACAUCUUCCUGGCCACCUACCACCGGAGGAUGAUCGGGGACCACGUCAAGACGGAGCGGCAGUAGAGCCCUCUCCCUGCCACAUCCACGGGACGAGGUGUGUCCCAGGGCUCUGCCGCGCUUCCGUGGUUGCAUCCCAGGACCACGCAGCCUCUUCCCCCUCCGUGAGGGGCUGUGCUCUUCAGAACAGCACCGCUCGCCACCAGUGGUCCCAGCGGCCUUGUUAAAAGCCGGGGUGCAGGGGGGGGACAGCCCCAUCUGCCCCAGGCUCCUGACCUUCACCCGUGACGGUGCCAACGGUUGGUGAAGGACCCAGGAACAGGCUUGAGCUGCAAACUUGAUCCAUGUUCCUGCUGACCAGACGGGAGAGUGGAUCGAAGGCACCUGGCUCCAGCCUGUCUCCAGCUGAGAGCUCAGUGGCUACGAUUCCCCGUGGCCACUGGCCUUCCAAAACCACGUGGAGAACCCGGGGCAGGAGAGAGAGGAAGCCCAGGAGGCCAGAGCUGAAGCCGAGCUCUGUAGCCCCUUCCCAGCAGAGCAAGGCUUGUGGAUGCAAACCUUCUCGGUGAGGAAGGUGGUCCCAGCCCCAUAUUGUGCUCCUGCUGAGCUUUGCAAUUAUUUUUUGGCUAAUUGGAUCCAACAAGUUGGCAAAGUUCCCCAUCCUUGUGCCCACCUUUCACCCUCCCAUGUCCUUCCCUGUCAGCAGCUUUGUCCCAGACCAGUUUGCUCCUGGAGAGAGGGAGCAUCUCCUGGGUGACCCGUUCUCUGGGGCAGCUCAAGGAUGAUCCCGUGUCUUGGGAUGUCCUGAUGUCUUUUUUUUUUUUUUUUCC